CCUGACUUUGAGAAUGUCUGUCUGCUAACAAAGGAAAUCGAGAUCAUGUCUGAACUUUGAUGAACAAUUUGGAUUGUAAUUGAAUGGAUAUUUUAACUGUGCGUUGAUGGCACAAAUUAGCUGUCAGCAAAAUAGGAUUUUUUGACAACUCUAGGAAGCUGUGUGUUAUUUACCUCUGAAGCUGCGGACAUUUUUGUACAGUGAGCAGCAUGGAGCAGCUCUACUCUAACCUCCGGGCAGAAAUCAUUUCCUUUGAGAGACAUGUGCAGGACUGCAAGGCUGCCUUUGACCUUGACACUCUGAAAAGUUUACUGGCUUUGCUCACAGAGGGUCAUCAUGGAGAGCUAGAGAGCUUGGACACUGUCCAGCAUCUAGCCAGGGCACAGAAAUCCACAGAACAAAGCGUGGUAAAAAUGAGCUUUAAUGACAGGAGUGCUGACAUUGACGGUUACAUUUCCUGGUUCUUUUCAUACCUGGGUUACCUUAGGAAGCUAAAAGAGACUUUCGAUGAAAAACUAGUUAUCCCUCUUUGUGAGAACCUUUAUGUCAAUGAGGAAGAGGAGGCACUAAACACUUCUUUUGCAUCUGCUUCAGAUUCCUCCUUAUCUUCUCUUCAGGGGUCCUUGCCCAUGUCUGGCCAUAAGAGACAGAAAGAGUCGACCAUGGAGUCAAUUACUGAAGUGGCCAAUGAGCUUUUUAGCAUUAGACGAAAGUGGGCUUUGCUUCUAGCUCCUGGACCCAUCAGAGCAGAGAACUUUAGCCCUCAGAGUGUUCCUCAUGGACUAUGGGGAACUCAGUGCUUUGAGAAGGUCCUCCGGCUGGUGCCAGAUGUCUUCUACAAGAGUCUCUUGGCCUGCAGUCUUGCUACUCAAUGGCUGGAUCACCACCAGAGGAAAUACAGUGACAGGGUUCCCCAGAAGCUCUCUACUCAUUGCAACUCUCAAGCAGGGUCAGAAAGUUUUAAAAGCCUUGACUCAGAAAGAAUGGAAAACAUACAGGUGACAUCUGGACUCCUUCAAACAGCUAGCUGGGAGAGUCAAGGAGAAAGGAUGGGGGAGAUCAGAGCCAAGCUCAGGGAUAGCAGAAUGGAGCUGAUGACGUUGGCCUGGAGGGACAAAAGAGCUAUGGCUUUGGAGAAAAAGAUUAACGAGGUCUCACAGAGGAUCCAGACCUUUCAGGUUAUGUUAGGGGAGAAGAGGAAUGAAAUGGACCUCCUCCUGCACAGGGCAGAGUGGGAGGCAGGAGACAUGGAAGAAGAGGAAAUGCUGAACCAAAAGUACCGGGAAACGGCUGCCCAGGUUCAGGUUCUGGAAAAGCACCUGAAACUAGAGGAAUACCGUCAGAAAAUCCUGAAAGGAGACUGGAUGCUUGAGCUGGAAAUCCGGCCAGCUCUUAUCCGCCAAAUUGAUAUGAUCCAAGAUCGCUGCAAGGAACAUGAGGAAAAACUAAAAGUGAAAGAAGGGUUGGAGAUCCAUCCUGAGUCGAUGCAGGGCAGCGACUUCCACAGUCCAGAUACUAUCUCCAUCUUUUCCAAUUCAUCCAAUGUGCUCUCUUUCAAAUAGACAUUUACAGCAAUACCUUUAUUAGUACAAUAUAGCUUAUUAUUAUAAUUUUUAUUUAUAGGGGGACUGCAAGCAAGAAAGACAAUCCUGGUAUAACAAGAAGGUUCUAUGUUAAAUCUUAUAAGACAAACAUGUUGUAUUUUGACCAAACAACAAUUUAUGACAAUGAAGUGGCACUACAAUGGCAAUGAAGAUGGUAUCACAUGGCUAAUGAUAUUUAAGCCAUUGGUAGAACGGUACCACAGUUCCAAAGUUUUGUUACUUAUACAAAUAAUAUACACAAAGGUAUUCCAGUACUAAGGUGCCAUAUCUGGAACAGUUGGAUAGUGUAUUGGGACCAUCAUGUCUUAUUUGUUGCAAGUCUACUGUGUUGUCAUUCCUGGUAAUGCUGUUAUUUCAAAUCAAUAUCUCAAAUACAUUCCUGCUAAAUAAUUAUGUAAAUUUGAGCAAUCUGCCAGCGUUAGCCAGAACCAGAGAAAAUAAUGAGUAAAACUCAAGAUCAUCUUGGUCUAAUAUAAAAACUGGGGAUCUAGCUGUAAUCUGCAAUCCAGUUUCCAUGUUAUCAGAAUGAACAGACUUAUUUCUGUCUGCUUGCUGUUUGAGGUUGUCUUUGCAUUGGACUGAUAAGGUUACUUGUUCCGAUUUGUUUGAUUAUUCAGGGUUUCUGAUAACCAUGGUUUAAAUUGAAUUAUGUAGUGAACAUUUAAAAUUAU
Polyodon spathula (Mississippi paddlefish) is the source of this 2275-nucleotide messenger RNA. RefSeq lists its product as uncharacterized. NCBI's taxonomy places the organism in Eukaryota, Metazoa, Chordata, Actinopteri, Acipenseriformes, Polyodontidae. The transcript is spliced from 3 exons. Bases 210 to 1562 code for a protein of 450 amino acids. The record is from RefSeq and is a predicted model, not a curated record.